AUGUCAGAGCAGCAGAGUGCCCCGGAACAGCUGGAUGCUGGGAAGAGCCAGGGUAGAGCCGGAGCCAUGUAUAAGGUGUUGCUGUUUGAGUUCGAGAACUUCCAGGGCUGCAAGGUGAUGUUUUCUGUACAGUGUAAAGAUGUGACAGAGAAAGAACUAGUGAAGGUUGGAUCUGUGAUAGUGGAGUCAGGACCAUGGGUGGGUUAUGAUCGACGUGGGUUCAAAGGGGAGCAGUUUAUUCUGGAGAAGGGUGAGUAUCCACGCUGGGACACCUGGACCAACAGUCAGAAGAGCUCCUCCUUCAUGUCUCUAAGGCCACUCAAAGUGGACAGUGCUGAACACAAGCUACACCUGUAUGAGAACCCUGGAUUUACUGGUAGAAAGAUGGAGAUUGUUGAUGAUGAUGUGCCCAGUUUGUGGGGCCAUGGUUUUCAGGAUCGCGUAGCAAGUGUCAAGGCUCUUAAUGGAACAUGGGUUGGCUACAUGUACCCAGGUUACAGGGGGCAGCAGUUUAUCUUCGAGCAGGGAGAGUUCAAGCACUGGAACAACUGGGAGGCCCCUGCACCCCAGAUCCAGUCUGUGCGGCGUGUGCGGGACAUGCAGUGGCAUAAGAGGGGCUGUUUCACAGUUCUUGACCCAGAUCCAGCUCCCAGUCCUAACCCCAACCCCGCUCCAGCACCUCCUGCACCCCUUGCCACAGCUGGAGCCAGCUGA
Monopterus albus (swamp eel) is the source of this 714-nucleotide messenger RNA. RefSeq names its product crystallin, beta B3 (gene crybb3). Gene Ontology annotation, molecular function: structural constituent of eye lens. Gene Ontology annotation, biological process: visual perception; lens development in camera-type eye. NCBI's taxonomy places the organism in Eukaryota, Metazoa, Chordata, Actinopteri, Synbranchiformes, Synbranchidae. The record is from RefSeq and is a predicted model, not a curated record. The coding region runs from base 1 to 714 and encodes 237 amino acids. The transcript is spliced from 5 exons.